UCUAACGAUCCUGAUAAAAUUGCUUCACUUGGAUAUAAUAUUUCCACAAUUAGAGCAGGUUUUCAUUACUGCAACAAAAUGAAACAAAUUGUUUUUGGUGUUUUCAUAUUCCUCUCGGUUUUCGUAUAUGUUUAUACAAUAAAAGUAUGUGAAACUUUCAUCGAAUACGAUGAGCCCAAUAACAAACAUUGUUAUGAUGAUCCUGAUUCGGAGUUGAAUGUAACUCAGAUCGCCAAGAGGAGAAACUACAAUGUUGAAGAACAUUUCGUUACUACAACAGAUGGAUACAUAUUGUUUCUAGCUAGGAUCUAUAAGAAUCAAAAUAAGAACUCUCCGAUUAUUCUUGGACACACGAUGCUUCAGCCUUGUGUCAGUUGGGUGAAUAGACCAGAGAAGUCUCUAGCAUUUUUUCUUGCUGACCAAGGAUUUGAAGUAUGGAUCCCGAGCUUUCGAGCUAGUCAAUACAGUUUGCGCCAUGAAACGUUAACUAUCAAUGAUGACGAUUUCUGGAAAUUCAGUUUUUACGAAUUGGGUGUCUAUGACCUUUCUGCUAUAUCCAAAUUCGUGAAGAAAACAACUGGACGAAAAGCUCUUUAUGUAGGUUACUCUACUGGUAGUACAGCAAGCUAUGUGUAUGCCUCUCAUUCUCCAAGAGAAGCCAAGGAAAAUCUACAAGGAAUCAUAUCUUUCUCACCAGCUGCUUAUGUGAAAGAUAUGAAAUCUCUCUUCAGAUAUUUAUUGCCAUUAGUUCCACUUAUUAGG
This is a messenger RNA of Leptinotarsa decemlineata (Colorado potato beetle), 762 nucleotides long. RefSeq names its product lysosomal acid lipase/cholesteryl ester hydrolase. Gene Ontology annotation, biological process: lipid metabolic process. NCBI's taxonomy places the organism in Eukaryota, Metazoa, Arthropoda, Insecta, Coleoptera, Chrysomelidae. Gene Ontology annotation, molecular function: hydrolase activity, acting on ester bonds. The record is from RefSeq and is a predicted model, not a curated record.